Messenger RNA from Pieris napi, 1402 nucleotides. RefSeq names its product optic atrophy 3 protein homolog. Bases 184 to 984 code for a protein of 266 amino acids. The transcript is spliced from 4 exons. Gene Ontology annotation, biological process: regulation of lipid metabolic process. The record is from RefSeq and is a predicted model, not a curated record. Gene Ontology annotation, cellular component: mitochondrion. NCBI's taxonomy places the organism in Eukaryota, Metazoa, Arthropoda, Insecta, Lepidoptera, Pieridae.
ACUAUACAGCAGUGAGCAGUUAACAGUAUAUCCAUCCAGGAAAAUUGAAAAAGUUAGAUAAUUUUGUUUUUAAGAAAUGUAUUGAGGAUAUAAAAAAAAAUACAAUUUUGUAAUAUAAAAGGAACCCUAUUAUACGGGAAAAAAAGAAAGGAAUAUUGACUGGAUCAUUUGAUAAAUACAACCAUGGUUGUUGGAGCUUUUCCUAUAGCAAAAUUAUCAGUGCUAUUAAUAAAGCAAAUUAGCAAGCCUAUUGCAAAUAUAUGUAAAGAAAGGGCUAAAAAUAGUCCAUUUUUUAGAACCUAUGUAUGCAUGCCUCCAGCGCAAUUUUACAAUUGGUGUGAAGUGAAGGCUAAAAUGUGGAUCCUAAAUCUUGGUAAACCAGUUAAUAUACCAGUACUCAGUCAAGAUAUGGCUAUUGAGCUUGGUGCCAACCUUCUAGGAGAGUCAGUCAUCUUUGUUAUUGGUGCUAGCCUAUUAAUUGUUGAAUACAAUCGACAAAGUAAAAAAGAGGCAUCUAAAGAAGCUAAAAGAGAAGAGGAAAUGAAACAUAUUACUGGAACAAUUACUGAUCUUUAUUUUACUGUUCAACAACAACAAACACAACUUAGAGAAAUGGAGAGACUAAUUCAUGAUCUUGAUAACAAACCAAGAAACCCAAGCAGUAACAACCCUUCUGGAAAGACACCACCAAAAUCUGAAACAUCUAAACCAACUGAAAUUGUCACAAUUCCACCAUCUAGUGUUGAAAGUCACUCAAUUGAUCAUCAAAAAAAUUACUCUAGCACUCCAUACCCAAACAAUGGAAUUAUCUUGCAAUCUUUAAACUAUAUACAAAUGGAUGUCUUGAAUUCUCUUUUUGUUCAGUUGAAUACGAGUGAGCAAGAAGUCAAAUCAAACGGUAACAAAAAAAGUUAUAGAAGAGAGCAAGCUGUACUCUCAGAAGCUCUUUACAAUUUAGAAAAUAAUUUUAGGAGUUUAUUUUAAAAGUGCAUGUUGCCCAUGCUUUAAUAGGAUAACUCUACUAUAUUGAAUAAGGAAGAAUGUAUGUAUAGUAAAUGUAUGAAAAAAAAUCUUAGAUUAUGUGAUAGAAGGAAUGCAUUGCAUUUUUUUAUAAAAUAAGUCAUAAUUGAAAGAAUGGAAAAACUUAAAAGCUUAUUUAUAUCGUACCUAGUCUUGGUAUUAAGGUUACCUUAAUUUAUUUAAAAUGUAGUAAAGGAAUGUUCAUACUUUUUAGAAAUACACUACAUUUUAAGCUUUCCUUCAUGAAUUAUAUUAAUAGAUUAUAAAUUAUAGUAUAUACAUCAAACAAAUUAGAUUCUACAACAUGAAGAUAAAAGUUCUAUAAUUUUAAGGAUUUAGUGGAUCUAAAAAGAAAAUAAAGAAUAAAACUUUUUUCUGUUAA